AUGGCCCAGGAGUGGAGAGUUCUCAACAUGGAGCUGUAUGGGGUCAGCUGGACCAAGUCACCGCUCCAGGAUCAGCACCGGACACUUGACAGUCGAUGUGAGUCGAAACAGAGUGAUUCAGAUGGAAUUAAACAACGGCAGUCCGUGUCACGUCUGGCACCAGAGGGAGCACCUCGUCCCUGCGCCUCCACUCAGGAGGCCGAGCUACGAGUGGCCCUGGAGGAGAGUAGCCAGAGGAGGGCAGAGUUGGUCCAGAGGCUCCGUGAGGCCCAUGGUCAUCUGGAUGCGCAGACAGACCUGCUGAAGGAUAAGGACUCUCAGCUGCAGCACAGCCAGAGCAGCACCCAGCUACUGGAGCUUAAGCACAAGCAGCUGGCAGAAGCUGUGAGUGCUCUUGAGAAAGAGAAGGAGGCGGCAGAACUGAGUCGUUUUGAAGAGAGUCGUCGCCGUGCAGAACUGCAGGAUAAGGUGCUCCAGCUGGAAAUGGAUUUGUUGAAGAUGCGGUCUGCUUUAGAAAGAGGAACUCUCACUCAGCCCCAACGUCUGUUAGCACAAGCCCAGCUCAGUGCCUCAUCCCCUGUCUCACAAGAUGACUUCUGCGGAGAGAAGCAGGCAGAGAAGGAAGUGAAGAAGCUGAAAGAGGCUCUGACAGAAGCAGAGGAAAGAGCUCAGUCCCUGGAGGUGGAACGAGACCAAACACUCCAACAGCUCUGCUCAUCUAACGAGGCUCAGCUGACGAUGUUCAGGGAGCUGGAGGAAAUGAAGCAAAGAUUGAACACAUCCGUGCAGGAUCAGACAGAGCUGCAAGACCAGCUCAGUGACAGCCACAGUCGACUGGGCCAACUGGACCUGGAGAAAGAUCUUUUGUCCACUAAAGCACAGAGACUGGAGGACAGCCUGGAGGAUCUCAAGGCAAAACUAGCUGCAGCGCUAGCCGACAAAGACCGUCUUAUCCAGGAGAAAGCUGAUAUGCAUCAGCGUGUACAGGCUUUGGAACUGCAGCUUCACCGGGCUCAGAGAGGCAAAGAGGGCUUCAAUGAGCAAAUGUGUCAGCUGCAGCAUGAGCUGGAUCAGACCAAGACCCAGGCCAGUCAACAGCAGCGUGACAUGAUGCUUAUGACAGAAGAGCUGCUCUCUGUCAAACAACAAAAUGAGAAGCUGACUUCAGACAUGGCAACUGUUACUCAGAAACUAGAAGUGACUCUGAAACAGUUACAUGAACUUGAAGCAGAGAAGCUGAUCCACACCAAUCAGAUUGCUGCACUGGAGACAGAGCGCUCACAGCUGAUUGGAGAGAGGGAAGAGUUGCUGGACACGAUUGGUCUGGAGGAGCUGACAGAGCUGAGAAACCAAUGUCGUCUACUCAGAAAAUCACAAAGUGCUUUGCAUCGGGAUAAUCAGAAGCUACAGGCACACUGUCAAAGUCUGGAGGAGAAAAUGCUGCUGAGAGGGGCGGAGCUUCACACAAAGGAGGAGGAGCUUCAGCAUGCAAGAACAAAACUAGAGCAGGAGAGGGAGGAGCUCACGAGAGUGGCAGACCAUUGGCAUGAGAGGUGGAUGGACGCUGCGAUGAAACUACGUUCUAUGCAGGCACAGGAAGAGGAGGCUAAGCAAAAACAGCAGAAGGCCAGUCACGAGGAGGUAGAGGAGUUACCAGGGGUUGUGGAGUCACUUCAGAAAGAGCUACACAAAAGCCGAGAUGAGAUCCAGACUUUGAUUGGACAGAAAGUCAACCUGGAGACAGAGCUUGACAGACUGAAGAGGGAGGGUGGUGCUGUGGGAAGUGUGGAGAUGGACACUUGCAUGCGGGAGUUGGAGCUGGAGGGAAACAGAAGCCAGUCCCUGCUGCAAAGAUACAGAGGAAACACUGUAACUCUGGGGGAUAUGGAUGGGGAGUUGAUGCAGGUAAAGGCAGAGCUGCAGAACGUCUGGGACAUGCUGAGGACCAGAGAAGCUGAGCUGGAGGAGCAGCAACAAGAACUGCAGUCUGUCAGAGACCAGGUUUCCCAGCAGAGCAGUGAGGUACAAAGACUGGGGCAACAACUGACAGUCAGAGAACAAGAGCUGAAGGAAAAGGAGUAUGCUCUGAGGAAUCUAGAGAGCUUGAGGGACUCAGAGAAAGUGGAGACAGAGAAGAAAAUACUGGCUCUACGGCAGGAGCCCUACCUCUGUCUGGAGCUUGCCAGGCAGAAAGCGCCGGAGACUGAGGAGCGGCAGGAGAAUACUGGAGAAGAAAAGUGUGCCCAGGGAUCCCAGUCUCAGGAAAGCAGAGGUACAGCUGAGCAGAUGGAGCCUGUGAGCCAGCAGUCUCCACAGACACUGAACACAGUCAGACAGCUCCAGCAGAAGAAAACAAGGAGCGGACCUUUUCCUGAAAGCCAGAAAGAGGGAACUGUUAGGUCUGACAGCAUCGACCCAGAACAGCAGAGGAGACUGGUUACUGAACAGUUGAAGAGCCUGUUUAAGGAGAGGGAGCAGCUUAGGUCUCCAGGAGCUCAGAGGAGGGCAGGGGUUGUGCAAGACUGGGCCCCCAAAUCCAAACUCAACAAGAGUCAGAAUGCCCUGGAUACACCCAGCAGCCAAAAGGGGAGUCAACAGGAGAAGGAGGCCGAGCCUAGGGCAGUAGACAGGGCUGAGACUGGGGGAAAAAUUGAGGAGGUGCCAGGACCCCCAGAGAGACUCGAGUUACAGGAGAACGACACCGGACUCAUACAGGGGCAAAACAGCCAAAAUGUCCAGAUGACAGCAAUGAACAUGAAAAUGGAAACUCUAAAAGAGAGAAAUGAAAAUCUCAUGAAAGCAGCCAAGCUAAAGUUUGAGCAGCACAUCCAGCCUCUGAGGACAUCUGUACCACAUUCUGAGGAGAAAAGCUCUGCUCAUGCUGUGCUGAGUUUAUCUGAAUGUGCUGACAGGGGAGAAGGGGGAAGUGUAGAUAGGAAGUCAGCUCUCUGUGAGGUGGAUGGAAUGUUCUUAGCCACACAAGUGGAGGUUUUGGACUCAGAGGUGGAGGAUGAAGAGGAUGCGUAG
Molecule: messenger RNA, 3027 nt
Organism: Chanos chanos (milkfish)
Lineage: Eukaryota; Metazoa; Chordata; Actinopteri; Gonorynchiformes; Chanidae
Product: MAR-binding filament-like protein 1-1
Exons: 24
Coding region: 1-3027 (1008 amino acids)
Source: RefSeq, a predicted model, not a curated record